Molecule: messenger RNA, 1021 nt
Organism: Biomphalaria glabrata
Lineage: Eukaryota; Metazoa; Mollusca; Gastropoda; Planorbidae
Product: alpha-amylase-like
Exons: 6
Coding region: 165-788 (207 amino acids)
Source: RefSeq, a predicted model, not a curated record
GCAUCUCGACACUUAACAUCAGGCUGUUACGAGUAUAAUAGGACCAUCCGUGUAUAAAACGGGCUCAGACCGAAGAGUGUAUCAAUAAGUAAUUAGUUUCUAGACCACGUGAACUUGUAGCUGUACCAACAGUCACUUAGUCACAUCAAUAGUCAAGAUAAAAGAUGUAUAGCUUGCUCAUUCUGACGUGUGGUUUCCUGUGUGUAACUGGAUCUCCCAAUCUUAGGACGGCCAUUUUAAUAGAGAAGAGAACAGAGUUUGGUCAGAAUCUCUUCUUCCGAGGUGGCCUAGAUUACAGUCGAAAAGAAGGAUGUGACAGCGCCACCUCUCUGGAAUCAAACCCUUGCGUUAUCCCAAUUCAACACAACAUUUCUUCUAUCGAUGCAUACAAAGCCGCCAAAGCGUGGUCUGAGGGAGACAAUUAUCUCGACUGGUCCGGCGCAGAGCCUGAACAAGGAGACUGGACAAAUAUUCCGGCCUCUGGAAGUCCAGCUAUCUGGACAACCAAUGAUCCAUCUAAAGAGACAUUCAAUAUCUUAAAUACCUACGGUGACCACUACUGGCUGUUGGACGUAGAAAUGGACUGCGGUAAGACACUCAAUGGUUUCUUUGAAGUGAAGGGAUUCUUGGACGGCCAAUGGGAGAAUGAUAUCAAACAAGCCAGGAAGUGCUCAGGAACUGAAGCCGUUCGACGGCCAUUCGAGUCCAAGAACCACAUCGCCAAGUGCGGGGCUAAGAAUGUAUUUCACUUUAACGACGGAGCUUGUGAGAUUAGUAAAUUUGAUUGAGGCUUUUGUAAAGAGCUGAGUUAAAGCAAUGCCUGUACAAGAGUUACCCUUUAGCUGCUUCUACCACUUCUAUUAAACCUUACUUACCUCACAGAGGUACCCUUUAGUUGUUUCUGUGUUUUUCUAUUUUCAAGCUAUCUAUUUGUAUCAAACUGAACAGAGAUGCCCAUGUACUUAUCAAUGUGGGAUUUAUCUUCAAUUAAAACUACUUUUAAAUAAAAAAAGAUAUUUUC